GCAGACAUGGGGACAACUGUCCUAAUAAAGGGGAGGGUGGUCCAUAAGGACAACCUAAGAUAAUCCUUUCAAUAAGAUGUCUAAAUGUUUCUUCUCCUACCUUUUAUUUUUUCUUUACGCAGGCUAACACUACAAUUGUUUCUUAUGAUAAACCUCACAUUUGCAAAGAUUAUUGAUUAUUCGCAUUCCGAUUAUAUCCCAAUUUUGGACGGGAACGCGAUUAUAUGGAACAAAUAUGGGUACUUAAGACAUACGACAAACCUUACAACGUAUUCCGAGAUAUUAGACGAUACAAAAAACGCAAUACAGAUCUUCCCUCAGACGCAUGUUAAAAAGAUAUUGGAGGCCGAUGUAUUGCAUAUUGAUACUCUUUUAACAACACUCACCGUACAUCAUCGGCAUGCGAGAAGCAUCAAUCUUAUAGGCACAGCACUGAAGGUUAUUGCCGGUACACCAGAUGCCGAUGACUGGGAGGAUGUCAAAUUUGUCGAGAAACAACUCGUAGAUUCCAACAACAGACAAAUAGAAAUAAAUACGAAAAUACAGAUCCAAAUAGAAAAGUUGACCAAUGCAGUAAACACAAUCUUAAAUACCGAACGAAAGGAACAAAUUGAUACUUGUUGUAUACGUUACGUAUUCAGUAACUACUAAACUACUAUCGAUGUAAGCAUAUGCAAUAAACACCAUCACUCAGUUGUUAUGAGUUACCUGAAGGCAACAGUUGUUUUACUAACAGACCGGGAUAUAUAACAAUUAUGGCGACGAGUGAACCAAAACCGCGUGGCAAUUUUCAAAUGGAGCCAUUUGAUGAAAAGGCUACAACCUGGAAUCGUUGGGUGAAAAGAUUUGAGACGGCGUUGGCGAUUUUUGGUACGAGCGAGGCGAUGAAGGCUAAAUAUCUAUUACAUUUCAUGGGUACAGAGGCUUAUAAUAAGCUAUGUGACAAGGCUUUACCCUUGAUACCAGAGGAAUUGCAGUAUGAUAAUAUUUGUGAAUUGCUGGAGAAGCAUUAUAACCCUAAACCCAAUGAAAUAUUUUUGAACUUUAAAUUCCACUCACGUAAGCAAGAACCUACAGAAUCCGCCGCAGAAUAUUUAGUGGCUUUGAGACAUCUAGCAACGGGCUGUGGAUUUGGUGAAUACCUGGACAAAGCACUGAGGAACCAGUUUGUGUACGGCAUAGGGAACAGAAAGAUUCAAGGCCGGUUAUUGGAAAAGGACGAUUUAACAUUAGAUGAUGCAAUACAUUUGGCAAACAUGUUUGAACAAGCUGAAAAGGGGUUCCAGGAAAUGAAUAAGCAGCAAGAAGCCGUUGACAUGGUGAAUAUGAGAAAGACAAAAGAGAGGGAGAAAAGAGUCAGAGAGACAGAACAAAGAGCGAGAUCGAAACUGAAUACAAACUGUGACAGAUGUGGCAGCAGUAAGCAUAAUUCAAACGAUUGCCGUCACAUAAAUUCUGUAUGCAAUUUUUGCAGAAAGAGAGGCCACUUAAGGCGUGUGUGUUUUAAAGCAAGAUCUACAAUGAAACAAAUAUCUGACGGCGAAGUCAGUGGAAAGGAGGACUCAGAGCAAGAAGUGUGUAAGAUGGAAAGUAAUGGACAGAGCCCCAGCAUACGGGAUAAAAUUCUAUGUACAUUGGAAGUAAAUGAUCGUAAUAUCACAUUUGAAGUUGACACGGGAGCGCCGGUCACCAUCAUAAGUCUUGCCGAUGCGUACAAAUAUUUUUCGAAGAAAAUACGAAUUCAUGAACCAGAUUUGGAACUCUAUAGUUAUUGCAAGACGCCUAUAGAUUGCGCGGGAUACAUAUGGGUGAAAGUAAGAGCCAAAGACAUAACAAAAGUCAAAAUGUAUUUAGUACGGGCCAAUCGGAAACCAUUGCUGGGAAGAGAGUGGCUGCGGUUAGUUAAAUUGGACUGGCUGAAGAUGUUAAAAGGAAAGAGUGUGUCAUCGGUAAGCGUAAACAAAAUUCAGGAGUCGGCGAAUUUGGAAGGUCAGUUAAGGAGUAUCUUGGAGAAAUAUCCAAAUUUAUUUUCGAAGUCAGUGGGCAAAAUUAGGGGGUUUCAGGCGCGUUUGAAUAUUAAAACCGAUGCUGUUCCGAAAUGUAUGAAGGCGCGACGAGUACCUUUUCCACUGUUGCAGAGAGUGGAAGAUGAAUUAGAUGACCAAGUAAAAGCUGGAUUAUUGGAAAAAGUGGAACGUAGCGAGUGGGCUACACCAAUCGUGGUGGUCAGAAAGAAAGAUGACAAGAUACGAAUUUGUGGAGACUACAAGAUAACGAUCAAUCCGGUCUUAGUGGUGGACAAGCACCCAUUGCCUACAGUCGACGAAUUGUUUAGUACAAUGGCAGGCGGUGAAAAAUAUUCGAAGAUUGACUUGUCCAAGGCAUAUCUGCAGUUAGAAGUACAUCCAGAUGACCAAAAGUUCUUAACCCUGAGCACACACAAAGGAUUAUUUCAACCAACAAGAUUAAUGUUUGGCGUUGCUAGCGCCCCGUCUCAGUGGCAAAGAUUAAUGGAGCAGUUAUUAGCGGAUAUACCGGGUGUUAAGGUGUUCCUGGAUGACAUUAAAAUAACAGCCAAGGAUGAGAGGACACACUUAGACCGGUUAGAAGAGGUGUUAAAAAGAUUAGACCGAUACAAUAUGCGAAUAAAUCUUGCUAAGUCGGAAUUUCUGCGAGAGAGUAUUGAGUAUUGUGGUUAUGUGAUUGAUCGACAAGGAAUUCGUAAGAUACCAGCCAAGAUUAAGGCUAUUCAAGAAAUGAGAUAUCCGGCAACCAAGGACGAAGUUCGAUCAUUUUUGGGACUAGUGAAUUAUUAUGGUCGUUUUAUAAAAAAUUUGAGCUCUAUAGUUUACCCUCUAAAUCGAUUACUGCACAAAGAAGUUCCAUUUAAUUUUGAUGCUAAAUGUAAAUGGGCUUUCGAAGAAGUAAAGAGACAAGUGGGAUCAGAGGUGGUGCUGACACAUUAUGAUCCAAGAAAAAAAUUAACAUUGGCAGUGGAUGCGAGCCCUACGGGUGUGGGAGCCGUAUUGAGUCACGAAUUUGGCGAUGGAACGGAAAGACCUAUACAGUUUGCAUCGCAAACUUUAAAUGCAACACAGAGACGGUAUAGCCAAGUAGACAAGGAGGCAUACGCAGUAAUAUUCGGGGUAAAAAAGUUUUUCCAAUAUGUAUAUGGAAGGGAAUUUACUUUAAUUACCGACAAUAAAGCAAUAUCACAGAUUUUUGCGCCUGACAAUGGAUUACCGGUAUUGUCUGCAACGCGUAUGCAACAUUACGCAGUAUUCCUGGAAUCUUUUGAUUACAAGAUUCGUUUGCGUAAAUCUAAGGAGAAUGGGAAUGCAGAUGCGCUAUCGAGGCUUCCUGUAAAUGAAUGCAGCAAAACAAUCAGCGAGAUUGAUCAAAUUGAAAUGGAAUUAAUUGAGAAUUUGCCAAUCACCGUCAAGGAAUUAGGACAAGCCACAAAAAAAGAUGCGGAAGUAAGACGUUUAGUAGACAGUUUGUCAUAUGGCCGGAAGUGUGAUCCUGCCGACAGUUUUGGAAUCGACCCAUCCGAAUUUAGCUUGCAACAAGGAUGCUUAUUAAGAGGCAUAAGAGUGUAUGUGCCAAAACCGCUGAGAACUAGAAUAAUACAAGAAUUACAUUCGGGACAUUUUGGUGUAUCAAAAAUGAAGUCACUUGCCAGAGCGUAUUGUUGGUGGAAAAAUUUAGAUAAGGACAUUGAAAAAGCGGUUGCUGACUGUUAUGAAUGCCAGAUCGGGCGACCAGAUGUAAAGAAAGAACCGGUUCAUUGCUGGUUACCUCCGAAGAAAGUUUUCGAAAGGGUGCAUGUGGAUUACGCUGGUCCCUUUUUGGGCAAAUAUUUUUUUGUACUGGUGGAUGCUUUUAGUAAAUGGCCGGAGGUAAGGAUAGUUCGAGACAUUACCACGGAGACAACAAUCGAAGUAUGUAGAAGUAUAUUUGCGCAAUUUGGAAUACCAAACAUUCUAGUCAGCGACCACGGGACGCAGUUCAAAAGCGCGAAAUUUCAAGAGUUUUUAAAACAAAAUGGUAUCAUGCAUAAGUUGGGGGCACCGUACCACCCUGCAACGAAUGGUCAAGCAGAACGUUUUAUACAAACUUUCAAGACCAAGUUGAAGGCAAUGCCUCGUAAGGAGGAGUUACAGCGAAAAAUUGAUCAAAUUUUAUUGGCAUAUCGACGAGCAAUUCACCCGGUCACGAAUAAAUCACCAGCUAUGACAAUGUUUGGGCGACAAAUACAAAGCAGAUUGGACCUCCUACUGCCCAACAAUGAAGUCCGAGACCCCGAAAGACAAAAAACUACAAGAGAGUUAGCAGUAGGAGACGCUGUAAUGGCUCGGGAUUAUAUGGAUAAGCUUAAGUGGAAGCCUGGAAUAGUAAGAGAGAGAAUUGGUGAUUUGCAUUACAAAGUGAGGCUGGAAGAUGGUAGGUGUUGGAACAGACACAUUGAUCAAUUGAGAAAGAUUAAUGGCAGAGUAAAGCUGGAUAACGAAGUUGAGGAAACACAUAGUGCUAGUUAUGAGUCAUCAGAUUUGACUUUGGAGAAGAGAGAGAACCCUACAAGUAUGAGUAAUGCGGAACGAGAAGCAACAGACGAAUGCGUGAUGUCAGACAAUCGAGAUCAGUCCUUCGCAACGCCCCCAAGUUCUCCGGGGUCAGCAUUCAUCGGAUUUGAAGAGCCAGCAGGGAAUGGCGAGGCAGUCAACAUAAGAACGAAUCCUAGGAGGAAUAUACGGCGACCUCAUCGACUAAAUGAUUAUGUUAUCGAUACGGAUUGAAAGAGAGGGGAGAGGUGUUGUAUACGUUACGUAUUCAGUAACUACUAAACUACUAUCGAUGUAAGCAUAUGCAAUAAACACCAUCACUCAGUUGUUAUGAGUUACCUGAAGGCAACAGUUGUUUUACUAACAGACCGGGAUAUAUAACAAUACUGUUAAACUUUUUGAAAUUUUAAUGGCUAGAAACAGAAUGCUGCUUAUGGAAUUACAAAAUAUAAUUUUAUCUGUAACUUUGGCUAAAAUCAAUAUUAUAAAUCCCACAGUUUUGGACCAGGAUGAUUUAAAAUUUUUUAUAAAAAAUCAGAUCAAUGAGCAAUACACAGAUUUUUCCAUAUCAGAACUAAUGUAUUUGUCUAAAGUAAAAGUAAUAUCAAAUGAAUUUUGUUUGCAUUUUAUCAUUAGAUAUCCCAUUCCAAUACGAACAUGUCAGAAAAUUUCUUUAUUCCCAGUUCCCCACUUCAAUAAAAUUAUUCAAUUCGCUGACACCAACACUGUGGUAGACUGUGAAGGAAAGACUUAUUCAGCAACAGAUUGCAA
Messenger RNA from Musca domestica (house fly), 5333 nucleotides. RefSeq lists its product as uncharacterized. The transcript has 2 exons. Lineage: Eukaryota; Metazoa; Arthropoda; Insecta; Diptera; Muscidae. Gene Ontology annotation, biological process: DNA integration. The record is from RefSeq and is a predicted model, not a curated record. The coding region runs from base 756 to 4796 and encodes 1346 amino acids. Gene Ontology annotation, molecular function: zinc ion binding; nucleic acid binding.